AUAUACAUACCGGUACAUAUUUCCGUUUGUGGAGUGGAACUGAAGCAUAGUUCGAGUUGAGGGAGGACAGAUUUGAAGAACGCACUUGUCAGCUUUUAGUGUGGAGCUCCUGUUUUAGUGUAGGUUAGUCAUUUCCCCGUGUUGAAUAAAAGUGAUAUAACCAAAUGUUUAGGUAAAUGUUUGCGGCACAUCAGCUUCACGGUGCGAGGAGGAUAUUUUGUGGUGAAACUGAAAAACUAACGUCGAUAUCUUUGUGGUGGUUCUUCUCAUGUCACACGGGUUCCGAGGUUGUUUUACAACCGUACGAGCAAAAAGGAGCCCCCAACAACCAGGCAUCCAAAAAUCACAAAAAAGAAAGAGCUUCAUGUCAGCCAGUACUGGACCACUUUGACCAGCAGUACAGCCAGGAACUUGGAGAGUUGUGGGAAUCUGCGAGAUCUGUGCUCCUGGACCCUCACUCCUGGCAAUAUGGGGUCAUGCUUAAUCGCUUCACUGCUGUGACAGAGAUCACACAGAUCCUACAGUCACAGGGCUUUUCCAGGUUCCUGCUGCGAACUGAUGUGUCCACAUUGCUUUCUGAUGGCCCCUCACCAGUGUCUAAUUCUAAAUACCAGGCAAGAAAAGAUUCUCUGUUGUCACCUCCCAGCAUCUCCACGUGCUCUCCUGAUGACUCCCAUCCCCGUCCAUCACUGCAGUGUUACAUCCACCCAUAUGCGCUGCGAUUUCCCUCUCAGGCUCACAGGCCUGGCCAUCUUAAGCAGUACUACCUCCUGAAUGCUGCCUCCCUGCUUCCAGUGCUGGCUUUGCAAGUCAGAGAUGGGGAGAAGGUCUUGGAUCUUUGCUCUGCCCCUGGGGGCAAAGCCUUAGCCAUAAUGCAGUGUGCCACCCCAGCACUUCUCUGCUGUAAUGAACCAGAUCCUCACCGACGGGACUGGCUGGCCAAAACUCUGGAGUCUUAUCUGCCUCACUCACUAAACAGCAGAGUGAUUGUGUCUGCACAGGAUGGACGACAUUUUGGACACAGUGAAGCACUGACAUAUGAUAAGGUUUUAGUCGACGCUCCAUGUUCUAAUGACAGGAGCUGGCUGUAUUCUUGCAGCAGCCAGCAGGGGGAACAGAGACUGAGGGGAAGAGCUAAGCUGCCUGUGCUCCAGGCUCAGCUGCUUAGGUCUGCGCUGUCGGCCGUGCGUCCAGGGGGCGUUGUUGUCUAUUCCACUUGCACACUGUCCAGCUCCGAGAACUAUGCUGUGGUCGAGACUGUGCUGAAUGACUGUCCUGAGACCGAACCUGAAGACCUGUGGGAGGAGAUUGCCAUUCCUUUAUCAAAAUACUUUGUUUUUAGUGCUGCUCACCUUGGUCAUGGACAGACACCUUACAAGCCGUCCCUGCAGCCACAGAAUAGUACUGUUUCCUCUUAUCACCAUAGACUUGGCAUUUUGGUGGUUCCCCAGCCUGGCAUGACCUGGGGACCCAUGUUUUUGUCUCGGAUUAGAAGAAAGAAAUAAAGUGUCUCCUCCUGUAGAGAAAAGAUAUGUGUAAAUAAAUGGCUAAACUCUUCUUACCUGUGGGUAUUUAAAAUGCA
This is a messenger RNA of Monopterus albus (swamp eel), 1582 nucleotides long. It is a transcript of the gene nsun3, whose product is annotated as NOP2/Sun RNA methyltransferase 3. NCBI's taxonomy places the organism in Eukaryota, Metazoa, Chordata, Actinopteri, Synbranchiformes, Synbranchidae. The transcript has 6 exons. Gene Ontology annotation, cellular component: mitochondrial large ribosomal subunit. The coding region runs from base 177 to 1505 and encodes 442 amino acids. Gene Ontology annotation, molecular function: RNA methyltransferase activity. The record is from RefSeq and is a predicted model, not a curated record. Gene Ontology annotation, biological process: rRNA methylation.